UGAGGCUUCUGAGAAAAAGAAAGAGAAACUGAAAGCUGUUCUGCAGAAACUGACCACAAAGAGAGAGAAGACUGAGAAAAGAGUCCAGAGUCUGCAGGAACACAGGAGAGGGGUGCAAGAGAAAGCAGCUGGUGUAACAGAGCGACACACUGCCCUGAUUAGGGACAUCAGGAAACAGCUGGAAGACCUAGAGAAGCGAGUCCUGAGUGAGAUCACCCGGCAGCAGGAGCAGGCUUUACUCACAAUCUCUAAUCUGAUCCAGCAGCUGGAAAAAGAGAAGGACGAGCUGACCAGGAACAUAUAUCAGAUUUAGAACUGUACAACAUGGAUAAGGUUGCGAUCUCAGAUAUAUUACUAGAUGUAGAAACAGCUCAUAAUGAAGUUUUUGUAUCAGAUGACCUGAAAACUGCAUCCUGCUCACGUAUAAAACAGCAGCGACCAGAUACACCAGACAGAUUUACAGAUUAUUCUCAGGUAUUAAGCACCAGGAGCUUUUCCUCAGGACUACAUUGCUGGGAAGUGCAGAUCAGUAAAUCGGGGCUCUGGCGUGUAGGGGUCUGUUAUCCCAGUAUGGAGAGAAGAGGAAAGGAGUCUGGGAUAGGAAAUAAUAACAAGUCCUGGUGUUUAUGGAGUGAAAAUAAAAGUCUUUCCGUGAGACAUAACAAUAUAGUCACCUCAUUACGCCCUUUAUCAUGUGACACAGUACGAAUACUGCUGGACUAUGGGGCUGGGCGCCUGACCUUUAAUGAGCUUUGUAAACCGAUCAGAGAGUUACACACCUUCACUGCCACCUUCGAUGAGCCUCUUUAUGCUGCAUUCUGGGUAUAUGGUGCCACGGUACAAAUCAAAACAAAAUCAAAUAUUCAACAUCCAGCGGUGAAGAAAAUAGGUGAAAGAGCUCAAGAAAAACCCCAAGAAUCGGAGGCAAGAAAUGCUGAGUUAACUAACCUCCAGAAUGAAAUUCAGUGGAGGCUAGCACUGUUCAGCACCCCUCCCCCUCUGGAGGUGAUUAGUCAGAUCAUCGUGGAUGGGACCCGCUUAAGGAUGCUGGAUAUCCAGCAGGUCAAUGGGGAACUGGCACCAGUGAACCAAGGGAGUUGGAAGAAGUUGCCCUAUGCUACAUUCCAUGCCUUCCAAGAUGGCCAAGAGGAGAUUGACCAGUACUUGCAGGUCUUUGAGACUGAAUGGGACCUGCAGGGAAUCGAUUAA
Messenger RNA from Bombina bombina (fire-bellied toad), 1209 nucleotides. Its product is annotated as E3 ubiquitin/ISG15 ligase TRIM25-like. The transcript is spliced from 3 exons. Gene Ontology annotation, molecular function: protein binding. The record is from RefSeq and is a predicted model, not a curated record. NCBI's taxonomy places the organism in Eukaryota, Metazoa, Chordata, Amphibia, Anura, Bombinatoridae. Bases 325 to 1209 code for a protein of 294 amino acids.